AUGAAUAACGAGGACCUUUAUAAAAACUUAAUAGCUCAGUCCGAAAUAAAGGAAACUCUUUCUAUAAUUCAUACACUGCUAUCGGAUUCGAUAAAAAAUCGUGUUAAAAACACUGCUCCACUUUGCAGACUCUGUUUACAACAAUUAAAUAUAUCACUUGCAUGCACACACGCCAAAUUGUGUAUUUUAUUUUCGGGUGGCAUAGACUGUACUAUUUUGGCCUUGUUGGCAAACCAAUAUGUACCAGUAAAUGAACCCAUCGAACUUAUUAAUGUAGCUUUCGAAAGCGUUAAGGGCCAAAAUAUAUCGGAGAAGCUAUGGGAUGUACCAUAUCGAAUAACGUCAUUGGUGUCUGUUAAUGAACUAAAACAGCUUUGUCCCGAAAGGCGCUGGAAUCUGCUGGAAGUAAAUGUAACUCGAUCGCGUAUAAAGCAUCUUAUUUAUCCGCUAGAUACGGUUUUAGACGAGAGUCUUGGAUGUGCCUUCUGGUUUGCUUCGCAUUGCUUUCAAUCUACUGCAAGAGUAGCACUUAUCGGAAGUGGGGCAGAUGAGCUAUUUGGAGGGUAUACCCGCUAUCGCAACAGUUUUAAGCGUUGCCUGGGCAACGAUCUGGACCACCAACUUGCCGUGCAAAACGAACUAGAAGUGGACUGGCAACGUAUUUCGGCUCGUAAUUUAGCCAGAGAUGACCGAGUCAUUGCAGAUAAUGGUAAAACAGCAAGAUCCCCGUUCAUCGAAGAGAACUUUGUUAAGCUCAUAAGAUCUUUAGAAGUGUAUCAAAAAUGUUGCUUUGCUUUCCCCGAAGGAGUCGGUGAUAAAUUACUUCUGAGACUGUAUGGCUAUCAAAUCGGUUUGCGAGAUGUUGUAUAUCUAAGGAAACGGGCUAUUCAAUUUGGGUCCCGAAUCGCAAGCAAAAUGCUACCCAUCAAUCUGAUUAUCUAUAGCUUAAGCUUGUUAAUGCUUUGUCUAUGUCAUGAUAUCAGUUCAACCAAUAAAAAAUUUAACCGCUGAUCCCGUUACCAUUUUGAUAAUAAUAUAAUAUAUGAUGGAUAAUGUGGCUACAUAAAGUAAUCAUUUGAUGAUCAAAGUAAGCUAAAA
Messenger RNA from Drosophila yakuba, 1098 nucleotides. RefSeq names its product asparagine synthetase domain-containing protein CG17486. Lineage: Eukaryota; Metazoa; Arthropoda; Insecta; Diptera; Drosophilidae. Gene Ontology annotation, molecular function: asparagine synthase (glutamine-hydrolyzing) activity. Bases 1 to 1011 code for a protein of 336 amino acids. The transcript has a single exon. The record is from RefSeq and is a predicted model, not a curated record.